Molecule: messenger RNA, 1992 nt
Organism: Candidula unifasciata
Lineage: Eukaryota; Metazoa; Mollusca; Gastropoda; Stylommatophora; Geomitridae
Source: the annotation of a GenBank genome assembly
AUGUCGAAACCUGUUGUGAAUAAUACUGCAGUCACGCAGGAAAAUAACCAGUUCAAGAAGGAAAACAGAAGUUCUAGCGGUAAUACUCCAAAUAUCAAAGACGAAAAGCGGUCUUCUGACAGCUUCGUCAGUCAACAGCAAAAGAGCAACAACCCGGCUCAAAAUCAGAAUCGUGCUGGGCAGACUCCUCACGGUCAGCGGUCCAACCAACAACACAAUGACAGCCAAAGUAAGGAUCGGUCGGGAAAUCGAAACGAUAGUAGGAAUUAUGAGAAAAAUAAACCAGAAGCGAAAAGUAACGAAGAAGAUAAGCAUACUGCCGACCCAUCGGCUGGAGGACCAGUCGAGAAGAAAUUCACUGGGAGAUGUCGAUUGUUUGUUGGUAAUCUGACUCCUGACAUAACAGAGCAUGACUUCAGGAAAAUGUUCGAGGCCUAUGGAGAAGUGUCGGAAAUCUACCUUAAUCCAUCCAGAGGAUUUGGAUUCAUUAGGCUGGAUUACCGGCAGAAUGCUGAAGCUGCCAAAGCUGGUCUGGAUGGCAGCAUGAGAAAAGGUCGUGUUCUCCGAGUCCGCUUUGCCACCCAUGGCGCUGCCUUGAAAGUGAAGAAUCUUCACCCCUUUGUCUCAAAUGAACUUCUGGAACAUUCGUUCUCACAGUUUGGUGAGCUGGAGCGCUGUGUUGUUAUAGUAGAUGACAGAGGCAAAUCUACCGGGGAGGGUAUUGUGGAGUUUGUGCGCAAGCCUGGAGCAAACUCAGCACUGAGACGUAUUACAGAAGGAGUGUUCUUGAUGGGCAUGGACCCAAAGCCAGUGUUUGUGGAACCAUUGGAGCAUAAGGACGAAGAAGAUGGCCUGCCAGAGAAACUGUUGACCAGAAAUGAGCAGUAUAAAAAGGAAAGGGAGAAAGAGCCGAGGUUUGCUCCACCUGGGACAUUUGAAUUUGAGUUUGGCAUGAGAUGGAAGCAGCUGGAUGAGCUGGAGAAGCAGCGGAUCGAGCAGGUGAAAAAGGACAUUGAUGAUGCUCGCCUGAAGCUAGAGGAUGAGAUGCAGAAUGCUCUGUUUGAGUACCAGGCUGAUCAGAUUAGACAAGAACUGGCUCGGCAGCAGGAGGAAUUACGACGACUUGAGGAGUUGCGAAACCAGGACAGACUCAGGAGGCAGCAGGAGUAUGAAUUAAGACACCAGCAAGAGGAGCGCGAGAGAGCCCAGCAGGAAGAACGUCGUCGUGCUGAUACCAUGAUGAUAAUGAGGCAACAGGAGUUGGCCAGGGGUAGAGGAGGAACGCAAAUGGACAUGCCUGUGUUGACUGGACGGGAGGAAAUGAUGAUGUCUGAUCGCUUUGGUGACCGCAUACAAGAUCGUAUGCCAGAUAGGAUGGGUGAGCGUAUGGGCGAUAGGAUGCCAGACCGUAUGGGCGAUAGAAUGCCAGAACGUAUGGGCGAUAGGAUGCCAGACCGUAUGGGCGAUAGGAUGCCAGACAGAAUGAAUGAUCGCAUGAGCUCAGGCCAGUCUGGAUUCAUGUGGGAUGACAAGCAACGGGAAGAUACAAACCCGAAAUCCCUCAUGCAGUCUGCAGGAUUUAACAUGGGUAAUACAUCUGGUGGAGGCCAAGGAUCCAGUGCACCCAACAUGAACCAGGGGUCCACUGCUCCGGACCCUAAUGCUAUGAGACCUCGUUUUGAUCAGGGAGGUCCUGACAACAGCUACCAGAACCAACGUGGCAUGAUGGGUGUUUCUUCUCAUGCUAUUCCCAGUCUCAUCAGCAUGGGCAAUCCUGGCAACAUGGGUGGGCCCCAGGCAGGCCCUCCAACAUCCAUGGGGUCUGGUUCUGGGGGUGGCAUGAGAAGUGGCUCCCAGAAUCUAGGAGUAGCGGGCGGUAGCCCUAACAUGUUCCAGUCACAAAGCAGCAUGAAUGAGCGUAUGAUGAUGGACCGCCGCCGUGAAGCUGCCCGCGAAGAAAUGAUGGACAUUAAAAGAAUGCGUCGGUUCUGA